Populus trichocarpa (black cottonwood) is the source of this 2545-nucleotide messenger RNA. Its product is annotated as protein ANTAGONIST OF LIKE HETEROCHROMATIN PROTEIN 1-like. The record is from RefSeq and is a predicted model, not a curated record. NCBI's taxonomy places the organism in Eukaryota, Viridiplantae, Streptophyta, Magnoliopsida, Malpighiales, Salicaceae. The coding region runs from base 154 to 1455 and encodes 433 amino acids. The transcript has 3 exons.
UCACGUUUCGUAAAGUAAGUUCAUAGCAAGUUUACUAAGGACAGUUGGAACUCUCUAUUUCGCCAGUUUCCAAGAUUCUACCCAGAAGACAUACUCUGACACAUUUCGGUUCCCGAGAAAAUCCAAUUCCCCCGACAGUCAAUCUUGGAAAAUAUGGAAUCGAAAAAAUUGGCUGCUUUGCUUUCUUCUCUUGUCUCUGAACUCCUCGUCCUUGUCCUCCUCCUUUUCCCUUCCGAUUCCUACAAUUCCAAUUCCCAUGGAAUCCUUUUCCGUAUCAUUCGCCAUUAUCUUUCCUGCCAAGAACUCGCCACUUCACUCUCCCUCUUCCCGAUCUCCAAGAAACGGAAGAGAACCCAAUUACGAGAAGCGGGUUCUGAGCCGACCCAUGAAGACAGAGACCUCGAACGCGGAUCUCGACUCGGUGAGUUGAGCCGAGUUGCUCCUAAUCCUGACUCUUUCAAAACCACCUUCAGGAUGAGAUCUUCAACGUUUGAAUGGUUGUCUGGCUUGCUUGAACCGUUACUAGAGUGUCGUGACCCUAUUGGAACACCAAUAAAUCUCUCAUCCGAGCUCAGGCUUGGCAUCGGUUUGUUUAGAUUGGCUACUGGGUCAAGUUACAUUGAAAUCGCUGGGAGAUUUGGGGUUACUGAGUCAGUGACUCGGUUCUGUGCAAAGCAAUUGUGUCGUGUUUUAUGCACCAAUUUUCGCUUUUGGAUCGCAUUCCCGACCUCUACCGAGCUUCAAUUGGUGUCAAAAGAUAUCGAGGGUCUUACCGGAUUGCCAAAUUGUUGUGGUGUGAUAGACUGUACAAGAUUCAAUGUUGUUAAAAGAAAUGAUUGCAAAUUAGCAUCAGACGACGAGGUUCAAGAUGACAGCAUUGCUGUUCAAAUUGUUGUUGAUUCAUCUUCAAGAAUUUUGAGUAUUAUUGCAGGUUUUCGUGGCGACAAGAAUGACUCCAGGAUACUAAAGUCGACGACUUUAUGUCAUGAUAUUGAAGGACGGAGGCUAUUGAAUGCGACUCCGGUUAUUGUCAAUGGGGUGGCUAUUGAUCAGUACCUAAUUGGAGAUGGAGGAUAUCCUCUGCUUCCAUGGUUAAUGGUUCCAUUUGUUGAUGUUGUGCCAGGAUCAUCCGAAGAAAAAUUCAAUGCUGCAAAUAAUUUAAUGCAUGUUUUUGCACUUAGAACCAUAGCUAGUUUGAAGAAUUGGGGUGUUUUGAAUAAACCAGUUGAAGAGGAGUUUAAGACUGCUGUUGCUUUUAUCGGGGCAUGUUCGAUUCUUCAUAAUGUUUUGCUAAUGAGGGAGGAUGAUUCUGCAUUGAUUGAUGUAGAAGAUUAUUCUUUAUAUGAUCAAGAUUCUCAGUUUUAUAAGGAUGCAAUGACGGAAGAGAAUUUGACCGAAAAGAAGGCUUCUGAUACGAGAAGAGCAUUGGCUACAAGAGUUACAGAAUUUUCAUAAGACCUGAGGAUCUGUAUACUUUUGGAGUCUCAAUUUUACAAACAGCGGUUUGCUUGCACAGAUUUUGGAAGGGAGGUGCACAAUUCAAUUCAACUUUUUUUUAAGCAGGCCACUUUUGUUUAGGACAGACUGGUUGUGGGCAUUUUCUUUUAGUUUUCAGUUUAUUACCAUUUAUUGAAGCAGUUCUGAAGUAACCAUAGCCCUUGGGAUCUCUGUGUUAGUAAUCUCACUACCUACUGAAGGUAAAAUAAUAGUCCUUCCACCCACCAGACUCAGAGGAUAGAAACUAUCAAAGAAGAUUGCUUCAGCACUGACCACUGUAUUACUCAUUUAACUGGCAUAAGCACACAGUGUGAUUGACCCUACAAUCCUUGAGAAAUCCACCCUCCCUCUUCUUGCUUCAGGCUGUUCCUCACAGUUUUCCUUCCAUGCUCUUUGAAGAUAGCUCAACUGCAGCGUUGUUCCUUAGGCUUCACUGAAGUUUCUGCAAAUCUCAAAGCCUCGAAGCAUCAAAUAAAUAUCGUUGAUGAUACAAGCAAAACGCAUAUGUACAGGUCUUCUAGGGCAAACAUGUGCUAGUACCAAUUUAUUAGCAUGUUUAAGUUACAUGUUGAGCUGGUGAUUCUGGAUGGAUGGAGAUUUGGGAACUGAAUGCAGUUUAGGCCAAUGUUGGACAACCUAGCUGAAAAUGGUUCCAGGGUCCUCUGGUGGUCAAUGUAAUUGAUCUGGUGCUGGAUAUCUUCAGAGGAAGCUGCAUUUUUCACCGUUCAGAUCAAGUUUGACUCUGCGCCUCUGAUUAAAACCAUUCCCAAUUUGCACCAGUUCAUUGUUUAACAAAUGAAGUUACUCGCUUAAUUUCCUUUUUCUUUUUUAUCCUUGAACUCUCGGCAAGGCAUGUUGCUCCGGCAUCACUCUACUUAUCUGCAAGAAUACCAUCAUGUCACCUAUAUUGGAAAUUGCAGAACAUAGAGUUCUUGCAACCAAACCUGCCUACAGCAGGCUUUGAAUCAAAGAGCAACCUGUCAUAUCUUGUGAUAAACUAAUGCCUUGUGCAUUUAUUUAACUUGAACAUAGAUUUUUAAGGUUUAAA